This is a messenger RNA of Pezoporus occidentalis (night parrot), 3909 nucleotides long. RefSeq names its product transmembrane protein 275 (gene TMEM275). The transcript has a single exon. NCBI's taxonomy places the organism in Eukaryota, Metazoa, Chordata, Aves, Psittaciformes, Psittacidae. The record is from RefSeq and is a predicted model, not a curated record. The coding region runs from base 676 to 1236 and encodes 186 amino acids.
UAAUGUAGUGGCUGCAGAGUGUUAAUAGCACAACAAUGAUUCUUGGCUCUUGCAGUGGAAACCUGUGUGGUACCAGUUUUCCUCCAGCAACCCUUCUGAAAGUGAUUUAACAGCAGAGGAGGGGGAGAAGCUAGGGAGUGAGGCAAGGGGGUAGGAGAGGGCAGAAUGCUAUUGUUUGCAAUCAGGCUGGGAAGAGAAAUGAUCUCCUGUCUGUAAAAUCAAAGGCAUCACCAGCAAACUGCUGGCAAUCUGGCUUCUAGCAAUUCGGCUUCCCAGCAAAAUACAAUGAACACAAAGCCAACUCUUAUCACAUCCAAUAAUCUCGUCCAUGGAGAACUGCUGUUGCCAUCCAGGGCUAUGUGUUCCUGCUUUGUGUCCUAGGCAAAGGUCGUUGAGCACACUGGGCUCAGUUCCCCAGCCUGAGGCUGACUGCAUAUGGGCACCAUAGGCAGUGAGAGCCCUUACUUGGGAACAGGCUUGGAUCUCUAUUUAGUUGUUGGCAUCAGCACAGAAGAUGAUGCUGGUCAUCAUGAACUGUGGUGGAAAGGUGCCUUUGGUUCAUUGCUCUAACAACUGCAUGCUUUCUUGUUCCUCUCCAGGGAUUUAAGGCAGCAGGAAACCAAAACUAACCUUCUCGACACAGUGUACAUCCUGUGAGGACUGAAGUGACCUCUGAUGAACCUCAACAUGUUCAGUGAAAAGAGCAGCGCCUCUUUGCCCCAGAAACCCAUCCAGAAAAAGACACGACCUCAGGGCCUCCCCUCCCCUGCCCUCUGCUGUGCUUGUGGACUUUGCAUCAUGCUAGCAGGGAUCAACAUCACCUUAGUGGGAGCAUUUGCCUUUGGGACCUUCAUCCCCAUGAACAACCCUCCCAUCAUCAUCGGACCCAUCUUGCUGGUGGUGGCCUUCACGUUCUUCGGUGCCUGCUGCAUCUGCAGCCGGAGGCCCCCAGCUCAUGGGGCGAGGAAAUCCAAACCAGGUUCCAACAUUGGGCUCAUCAAACCUGGCAACACAGCCUUUGAAAUUGAAACUAGCGAGCACACGGUGCAGGAUACCACUGCUGUUCAGCUGAGCCCCACAAAUUCCCCCAUCUCCUCAAAGAAGUCCACUCCAGUUCAUGAGAAUGCGAAGGCUUGCAAGCUCUUCACCAUGGAAGGCAAUGGACCAGUGGCCAAGUAUACCGCAGGAGGAGAGGCCAUACAGCUCAACUUGCCCAGGGACCUGGCUGCAUCCUAAACCCAGGCAGAGCUUUUAUUAGCAGCCAGCCAGAUGCUGCAAUGGGUGGGCUAGAGAUCCAUGAUGUGCCAUCGGUCAGAGAUGUGGAGAAGCUGCUUGUGAAAAGCCAGCAGACAGACAGGUUUCUCUCUGAAUCAAUUGAAGGGAGGUGGAUGCCACAGCAGGAUAAUUCUGAAUUUUUGCUGAAACAUGCCCAUUACAUGGCUUUAAAAAGAAAAUUGAUUAUGAUGUUGUUGUGAAAGGAUGACUCUCAGUUCCUGGGAAUACACCGGCUUUUUUUGGGAGUGGAUAGGAAGAGGUGAAUGAAUUAAUUUGUCUAGCUUAAUGUGGAAAUGUGAUGGCUGGAAGGAGGGGCUACACGGGGCUGACAAAUGACAGCUCUUUCUUCUCAGAAGUGAAGCAAUUCUUGAACAUAAAAGAAGCAGGAAUGCAGUAAAUUACAGCUUGCUGCCACUCAGUCACAAGAAGAUUUCAGCAUUUUUAGUGCCAGGCUUUUUGGCACUAGGGACAAAGCUGUGUGUUUGCUAUCGAAAAAGCAGUGUGAAACAAUCUCCCCUCUGUUGAAAACACUUGUCCCGUGUUACCUUCGUUCAGGUGACUUUACCACCCAUUCUAGGAGACAACAAAUCACAAGGAUCACCAUUAGCACUGGUAUUUUCCUCUUGUUUUAAUCAGUUUGAGCUGCAGCUGUGCUGCUCAGUGCAGUACGUAUCUUGGAAGGUCAGUUACACUGAAUCCUUGGGGAAUCUGGAGUAAGCAGAGAUUGGCAGGAAACUGCAAAUGAAAUCUUUGGGCAAUGUGUGUACUGAGUGCUAGGCAGCUUCCUUCCCAUAUUUUUGUGGGAGGCUGGCCUUGGACACACACCAGCUUGGGAAAGGGGCCAAUAACUGUAUGGGCUUUAGUAUAGUUGUGAUGGAAGAUGGUGACUCUUAUUUCCUUCUCUGAAGUGUCUGCAAGAUCCAUUACACAGAGCGGGCAAUCGGCAGUAGAUCUCCUUGCUGCAGGAAACUGGCUGCUCAAUGAACUCAUGAGCUUGCAAAGCAAUGGGAUGAGUUUGCAGGAGAGAAUUUAUCGAGAGCUGUUCAGCACAAAGACAAUAGCUCUGCCUCGGAGGAACCCUUAUGUGAUGCAUUAUUGCUGCAAAAGCUUCAUGUUCUUCAAUGGGAAGAUGGUGCUGUGCUAAUGGGCCUUUGCUCUGACUCCUGUAGUGUCUGUUCACUUGUUUUGGAAGAUAAGGGAUUGGUGUGGGGAAGGACAGUGGUGAUAGGCAAGACCAGUAUGUGGGGAGGUAGCAGCAGGAAAGUGGGUUUUGUGUAGGAACGGCUGCAUAGAUUCUCUGUUAAUGGAAAACCUCAAUUUGAAAUGGGGCUCUUGGGACUUUGAGUGAUUAGGAAGUCAUAUGGACACAAGAGUGACCAUACCAGAUCAUUCCAAAGGCCCAGCUAGCCUAGCAUCCUGUUUCUGGCAGGGCCAAGAGCAAGGUCUGAAGAGCAUGAAGACAGCAAAACCAGGAUGUUGCUUGUCCCAGCCUCCAUGCUCCCAGCUAUUGCUUAGGUGCUUCCUGAUCUGGAAGUGAUAGAUUGCUUGAAGGUAGAUGGGUGUCUAUGGUCUGGUCUCUGCACAAUCAUCUCCUUUAGAGCUCAUUUUCAUGGGUGAGCUCUGCCUCCAGCACCGCUGCCCUUUGGCACACAGGAACUGCUGUACUGAACAAAAGGCUCCCACGAUUUUUUUCCUGCUGGUGACUGCUGUAUCAAUUCAACAGAGUAGCUGGAUGAUUUGGGUUUGAUUCCCAGCUUGCUGUCUCACCAGCCUUUUGGGAUGGCACACAACAAGCUGGAAGUCCUUUAAGGGCUUUGUCCACUUGAAUACAGUUACCGUAUCACUUUUCUUUGAGUAUCUGGAGCCAAAAAUACAGUAAAAUCAAGUGGUAACCGUACAACUCCUUUCCCUGCUUGCUCAAGGCUUGAAAACCAAGUCUGGGGUGUGCAUACCGGCUUUAUUACAGCUACACCACAAAAUGCUGCCAGUGAUGGAUAAUACAAUGGCAGACCCCAUGCAAGUAGAAGGCAAAGGCCCCUUGGACAGGAAUGGGGGCAGAAGUGAGGCUUUGAAGGCCAGCUAUGAGUUUAGUGUGGUUCACACUUGACUUGCAGCAUCACAGUCAGUACCAUACAGGGAACACUGGCACAGCCCUGGGACCAGGCACAUCCCGUGCUGCACGUGCAGGUUGUCAUAAAGCUAGUGUUGCUCUGGGAGCUGAUGCCCUUGGGACCAAAGAGACGACAACCAGCAGAGAUGGUACCUGGGCAAGCAGAGGUGUAGGACCAGCGAGAUGCUGAUCCCUGGUGUGGUGUGUCUGUAUGCCAAGCCAUGACCCCAGCCUCCUGCCCACACAGCUAGGUGGGCAUGGGAACAUCUGCUGCCUUCUGAAGCAUGAAUGCCCUGCUUUUGCCUUUUUCUGUCUUUCAGGGUUCCCGUGUCUGUCUGUUGGUCCUCCUCUGUGAUCGGCUGUAAUGUUGUUGUAAAUCUCAUGCCUCCUUGUGUAGCAGGAGACAGGGAGUGUUUCUUGUUCUCCAAGUCAGCGUUUCUAGUGUGAGUCUUUUUCUAAAUGACUAUUUCUGUGUGUGCAAUGUGGAAUUUGGAAACGACAGACCCAUUAAAUAAUUGCACUCA